UCCGAGGAACUGAAGGAGUCCUGUCUGGGGUGGGGGAGAUGGGGAAACUGGAGGCCAGCGCCGACAAGUGAAAAAGAGAGAGACCAUUGAAAGAAUUCUCCUUUCCUGUCCAGCCGGAUCGCCAUGAACCACCCCCAGCCACUGAAACUUGCCCCGAGCCCUCUCGCGUCUCCAGCCCCAAGCUAUGGGACACCUGCCCUGCAGCGAUCAUAACUUAUCUGGCGGGUGGGGGGGUGGGGGGAACGGAGAAGCAGGAAUCGCGAGGCGACAGACAGCAGCCAGCCUGGAGGUAGGGGAGCGAGCCUCCCCGGACUCUGCCUAACACAUUCCCUGGGAUUUAACUGAAGCAGGCACCCAACGCCAACCACAUCCCUGCCCCUCACCUCGUUUCCCAUACCUCCUGCCAGCGCCAGAGCCGAAAGCCUUCCCAAUCCACGAUGUUUGCCGGGUCCAGCCGUCCAAGGCCAGCCUUUUGAUCUCCGCAGGAGAAAUAUUUUUCUUCACCUUGCAGGGAUCUUUCCGUUUAAAUGAAAAAAGGAGGAGGGGGAGAACAAAAGGGAACAAGCCCACCCUAAAUACACCAACUCAUCCCCUCCACCCUAACGCGACAGGGAGUGAUCAGCCCAGCUAGAGUUUAUUAAGCGGCAAUACUCUCUCCUUGGUCUGAAAGACUGGAGCCAGGAGCUAUCCGUGGUUCUGAAAUCCACCUUCUUUUCCUGUGGGGGUUCCACCCCCAACAUCUGGAUUGUACUUUUUUUUUUAAUCGCCAGUGGAAAAGUCCCAGCGCUUGAUUCACCUGGUUUUGUAAGUGUCAAUUCUAAACAUCUUUCUGCCCCUAAAACUCGUGGACUACAAAAGCAUCGGACCUGGGAAAAUGUGCUGCUUUAAUACACUUAGGCUCUACCUUUGGGAGACGAUUGUAUUCUUCAGUCUGGCUGCUUCCAAGGAAGCUGAGGCUGCGGCCCGUUCCGCACCCAAGCCUAUGUCUCCCUCGGAUUUUCUGGAUAAGCUGAUGGGGAGAACCUCGGGAUACGAUGCCAGGAUCAGACCUAAUUUUAAAGGUCCCCCAGUCAAUGUGAGCUGCAAUAUUUUCAUUAACAGCUUUGGCUCCAUUGCUGAAACAACUAUGGAUUAUAGGGUCAACAUCUUCUUGCGUCAGCAGUGGAAUGACCCUCGAUUGGCCUACAAUGAGUAUCCUGAUGAUUCCCUGGACCUGGACCCAUCUAUGUUGGACUCCAUCUGGAAGCCUGACUUGUUCUUUGCCAAUGAGAAAGGAGCCCAUUUCCAUGAGAUCACUACUGACAACAAGCUCUUGCGCAUCUCCAGGAAUGGCAAUGUCCUCUACAGUAUCAGGAUUACUCUGACUCUGGCCUGCCCUAUGGAUUUGAAGAAUUUUCCCAUGGAUGUCCAGACAUGCAUUAUGCAACUGGAAAGCUGUAAGCCCCCCAAGCCCUGUGUCUCAUUCUAUGUCUCCUAUGUGAAAGCCAUUGACAUCUGGAUGGCAGUAUGUCUGCUCUUUGUGUUCUCUGCAUUGUUGGAGUAUGCUGCCGUCAACUUUGUGUCCCGGCAACACAAAGAGCUACUCAGGUUCAGAAGGAAAAGGAGACAUCACAAGGAGGAUGAAGCCGGGGAGGGAAGGUUCAAUUUCUCUGCUUACGGGAUGGGCCCAGCCUGUCUACAGGCCAAGGAUGGCAUCUCUGUCAAGGGAGCCAACAACAACAACACUGGCAACCCUCCACCCCCACCUUCCAAGUCUCCAGAGGAGAUGCGCAAGCUUUUCAUCCAAAGGGCCAAGAAGAUUGACAAGAUGUCCCGGAUUGGCUUCCCCAUGGCCUUCCUCAUCUUCAACAUUUUCUACUGGAUCAUCUACAAGAUUGUCCGCAGGGAGGAUGUCCACAACCAGUGAAUGGAAGGGCUGGGGAAGCUUGGGUGGGUGCAAGGAGGGCACAGCACAAGGAGAAGAGACCCAAGGGAAGCAGAGGGAGAGAGAGGGUUCUCCCAGAAUAUGUGCAAUAGCAAUGCAGAAAUGCAUGAAUUUCAGAAUGUGGCAAUAUCUAUUUAAAC
Monodelphis domestica (gray short-tailed opossum) is the source of this 2064-nucleotide messenger RNA. The record is from RefSeq and is a predicted model, not a curated record. NCBI's taxonomy places the organism in Eukaryota, Metazoa, Chordata, Mammalia, Didelphimorphia, Didelphidae.